UGGGUCACACACUCGGCUCGUUUCCGUUGCAUCAUCCGCUUCUACUGCACGCACUGCCUCCUACGCAAACACCCGACGUCGUUUCGCCCGUCCUGCUUAGCCUUCUACGAUUCCUCCCCGCCGCACCACUCUCACCGCGUCUCCUGCUCCGACUGCGGCUCCUACACGCACAUCCACUGCGCAGACGACGCAAACUCCACUCCUUACCGCUGUCCCCCUUGCCGUGACCCUGACUCCUUCUCCUUCUUCCGCCCUAUCAUCGACGCCAACGGCGUCCGCUGCGUCGAUAAAUCCCUCUCGGGAGCGUUCUUAUGCGCGGCCAAGAUCUCUGCCUCUUCCAUGAACAAGGCCGUCAGCUUCGCUAAAUGCGAAGCUGAGCGGAAAGGAAAAGACGCUGCCGUAGCGAGGAAGAGAGCACGCGAGGCUCUGGAUGACGUCAUCAAGCUCGACGAGAAGGCGAAGUCGGACGUUGAGUUCUCCGCGAAUCGAGAUCAGAAACCAAGUCUGAGUCCUGCAUCCACCAAUUCAUAUCAACUCAAGAAACCGAAGGCAGAUCACCCUUCAGUUAAGUAA
Messenger RNA from Brassica oleracea var. oleracea, 573 nucleotides. RefSeq lists its product as uncharacterized. The record is from RefSeq and is a predicted model, not a curated record. The transcript has a single exon. Lineage: Eukaryota; Viridiplantae; Streptophyta; Magnoliopsida; Brassicales; Brassicaceae. The annotation marks the transcript as partial.